Paracoccidioides lutzii Pb01 is the source of this 2469-nucleotide messenger RNA. Its product is annotated as mannosyl-oligosaccharide glucosidase. The transcript has 7 exons. The record is from RefSeq and is a predicted model, not a curated record. Gene Ontology annotation, cellular component: endoplasmic reticulum membrane. Gene Ontology annotation, biological process: oligosaccharide metabolic process; protein N-linked glycosylation. Gene Ontology annotation, molecular function: Glc3Man9GlcNAc2 oligosaccharide glucosidase activity. The coding region runs from base 1 to 2469 and encodes 822 amino acids.
AUGUUUUUUGCGUUGCGAUUCCUUUUAUGCUGCUUACUCUCCUCCGCUUCCCUCGCGGCCAGGCAAGACCCUCUAACUGCCCCCGACAAUGUCCUGAUCUUGGCAAAGGAGGUAGGAAGAGCCUCCAAUGAAUCGCUAUUAUGGGGCCCAUAUAGGCCGAAUUUAUAUUUCGGGGUCCGCCCGCGAAUUCCCCAAAGUCUGCUUAUGGGAUUGAUAUGGGCGAAGCUAGAUGACUUUGACACUGUACAGCAGAGUGGACAUACAUGCGAACAAAAUGAAGGGAUGGCUGGUUACGGAUGGGACGAGUACGAUAUUAGGAAGGGAGGUCGUCAGACGAUUCACGAUGCAGGGAACACGAUAGACCUUACGAUUGAUUUUAUAAAGGUUCCCGGUGGAAAUAAUGGAGGUAAUUGGGGUGCCCGUGUCAAGGGUACUCUCCGCCCGGAUGCUCCUCCUAACCAAGUGACGACGGUUAUUUUCUACGCGGCAAUGGAAGGAUUGGGCAGUCUCCAAGUUGCGAAUGAGGUUGACCCUCUGGGAUACGAAGGGGAUGUGAAGUUCAAAGGAUCUGCAAUGGGGCUUGGUGACUUCACUAUCGACAUCACUUGCGGACCGGAGAGUAAUGCGCACCCUCCCCGAAGCAAUGCAGCCUAUGACGAGAAGCCAUUGGAUAGGACAAUGAUUGCGGGACUUCAGAUACCAUCAGAUGCACUUUGGGAAGCGAAAGCUAUUCUAUUUGCCCAUAUGAAAGAGCAGAUUGACGCUACCAUGAAUAAGUACGGAACAGAGGAACCUCCUCCUCCUGCGCAGAUAUUUACCAUCGCCAACAAAGUUGAUGAUGGGAAUAUUUAUUUUGUGCAGAAGGUUUUUGAGGGCCCAUUUGAGUUCGAUAUUCUCUUUUCGUCAGAUUCGUCGCCGGAAGCCAUAACCUCAACGAAGCUCACUAAAGAGAUCAAAAGUGCUUCGGCCUCGUUUUCUGAAAAGUUUCAUGAGGUGUUUUCCCCUUUGGCACCUUUUAACGCACCUAAAUAUACCGAGUUUUCCAAGGCAAUGUUUUCGAAUUUGGUUGGUGGGAUAGGAUACUUUUAUGGCAACUCGCUUGUCGACCGGUCUAAUGCUCCAGAAUAUGAAGAAGAAGACGAGGGUUUCUGGGAAGAGGCUGCAGAAGCACGGAUGCGAGCCGAUCCAAUCCUAGCAGGCCCAUCAGAGCUAUUCACCAGCAUCCCGUCCCGGCCAUUCUUCCCGCGAGGUUUCCUCUGGGAUGAAGGAUUUCAUUUAAUCCCUAUUAUUGACUGGGACCUCGAUUUAACCCUGGAAAUAACGAAGAGCUGGUUCAACCUCAUGGACGAAGAUGGAUGGAUAGCACGGGAACAGAUUUUGGGUACCGAAGCUCACAGCAAAGUGCCUGCUGAAUUUCAAGUUCAACACCCCUAUUAUGCAAAUCCACCAACCCUAUUUAUGAUUCUUGAGAUAUUUGUGGACAAACUCCAAUUGAACAAGUCCAUCGGCCAUGAGCAGAUUGAAAUGCAUGGUUUGCUCUCUGAUAUCCGUUCAAUACACCUGGAGAAUCCGGACCUGGCUAUUUCAUAUCUUCGUUCCAUCUACCCAUUACUGAAACGCCACUACUUCUGGUUUAAAAAAACACAGUGGGGCGACAUCAAAUCGUAUGACCGGGAAGCUUUCUCCUCGAAGGAAGCAUAUAGAUGGCGAGGACGAUCUGUCAAACACAUCCUCGCUUCCGGGCUUGACGAUUACCCCAGACCCCAACCGCCCCAUCCCGGUGAAUUGCAUGUAGAUUUGAUAAGUUGGAUGGGCAUGAUGACCCGUGCCAUUCGACGGAUAGCUGAAGCCUUGGGGGAAAUUGAGGACGUGGAGGAAUUUACCGUCUAUGAGACUGCGAUUACGCGGAACAUCGACGAUCUCCACUGGGACAAAGCUGCUCAGACUUAUUGUGAUGCAACCAUUGACGAUUACGAGGAGCAUGUGCAUGUCUGCCAUAAGGGAUACGUAUCGAUAUUUCCUUUUAUGACAGGAUUGAUACCAGCUGAUAGUCCACGGCUGGGACCUGUGCUUGACCUUAUUCAGAAUCCAGAAGAACUGUGGAGUGAUUAUGGUAUCCGUAGUCUGAGCAAGAAGGACAAGUUCUAUGGAACGGAGGAGAAUUAUUGGAGGAGCCCCAUUUGGAUAAAUAUCAAUUACCUGAUUCUCAAGAACCUUCUGGAUGUCGCUGGGGUCGCAGGACCGCAUCAGGACCAAGCCCGCGAAAUGUAUACCCAGCUGCGCAAGAAUAUUGUGGAGAAUGUGUUCGACCAGUGGAAGAAGACUGGAUUCGCUUGGGAGCAGUACAAUCCUGAGACUGGCGCAGGUCAACGAACGCAGCAUUUCACAGGAUGGACAAGUUUGGUGGUGAAGAUGAUGAUCAUGCCUGAUUUGAACGCAGAACAGAAGAGCGGACAUGAGGAAUUGUAA